UAGACAUUUGUUUAGCUUCCAAACGAAACAAUGGCGGAAGCUAUGCAAGAAUUAGUUUACUUCGAUUUGCGAACGGUUCAUGAUCAUUUCGAUCGUGCACUUCUUCAAGAAGAUGAUAUUGAUAUGAAAUAUUACCUUGAAGCUUAUAACGAACUUUAUAAAUUUUUCCAGCUGAUGGGGAGCGUGUUUAGUUUUGUUUCUUCGGAUCUCAAACAAAAAAUCGAACAUCUACAGUCGUUAAUCGAGAAAGAUCAGGAUAAUUACGUGUCUGUCAAACGAAUGAUCGAGCACGAGAAAGAAAAUAAACUAUUGCAGAAAAGUGAUUUUAUUAAUGGUGCUAGAACUCUUUUACGACUGCAUAGAGGAUUAGACUUCAUAUCGGAAUUUUUACGUCAAUUAGGCGAGUUGUCAGACAGCGAUAGCACGUCGACGGUUUGCCAAGAAGCGUAUAAUAAAACGUUAGCCAAACAUCAUCCGUGGCUUAUACGAAAAACAGCUGUUGUUGCUAUGUACACAAUGCCUAAUCGGGGAACAUUAUUCAAAAAGGUGUGUGGAGAAAACGUUCAAAGAAACAUCGAUAUAUUGCCCAAAAUGUUAGACGUGACUUCCGACGUCAUCUCUAGGACACACACAGUUUAUGAGAUACACGAAUUACAUUCGUUGUCGUAAGUUAGAUAUCCCAUUUUAGUUUAAUAAUGGAGCCUGAAAAGAGAUAUAUAUGUUUUAAAGUAUUACGACUUUUCAUGUACCUAAAAACAAUUUAGGAUCAUUCCAUGCAUAGUUUUGUUCUUAACAUAUAUUUAAAAUAUUCUUUGUACACUUAUUGUCUGGUAUGAUUGUUCAAGUGAAAAUAUUUGUAUUAAUUAAUGUAUUGAUAAGAUGUGCAAUUUUCUUAUUCUGUGAAUUUUAGUGUGUGAAAAUAUCGAAUAUAAAUUUUUUCAUAUAUGAUACAGUUUAUAAAUAUUGUAUUGCGCGAACAUAUAGAAAUCACGAUAUAUAUUUUUUGUUCGUAUAUGUGAUUAUUGUUGGCAUUUAAGCGUGAUGCAUUUGUUGUACCAAUAUUACAUAAGGGUUGUAAAAAUGUAUACUGCUGUAAGUUUAAAUUUUUUAACAUUAUUUAUUGUAUAAAAUAAUUGAUUAUUCGCGAUAUAAUUCG
Molecule: messenger RNA, 1156 nt
Organism: Phymastichus coffea
Lineage: Eukaryota; Metazoa; Arthropoda; Insecta; Hymenoptera; Eulophidae
Product: ceramide-1-phosphate transfer protein
Exons: 4
Coding region: 31-669 (212 amino acids)
Biological process (GO): intermembrane lipid transfer; ceramide transport
Cellular component (GO): cytosol; cytoplasm; membrane
Molecular function (GO): ceramide 1-phosphate binding; ceramide 1-phosphate transfer activity
Source: RefSeq, a predicted model, not a curated record